Molecule: messenger RNA, 3481 nt
Organism: Archocentrus centrarchus (flier cichlid)
Lineage: Eukaryota; Metazoa; Chordata; Actinopteri; Cichliformes; Cichlidae
Gene: rabgef1
Product: RAB guanine nucleotide exchange factor (GEF) 1
Exons: 9
Coding region: 124-1641 (505 amino acids)
Biological process (GO): vesicle-mediated transport
Cellular component (GO): endocytic vesicle; cytosol
Molecular function (GO): DNA binding; small GTPase binding; zinc ion binding
Source: RefSeq, a predicted model, not a curated record
CCGGACUUCCGUGUCGUCGGCGUGAUGACGUAGUUGUCCCAUCCCUCAGUGUCGGGUCAGAGAACCGGGCAGAAACGCGGAGGAGGCGGCGGAGGUGCGCUUGGUGAAAACACGAACAGCAUCAUGAGUCAGCGCACGGAGCGACGGGGGAUACACGUGGACCAAUCAGACCUGCUGUGCAAAAAGGGAUGCGGUUACUAUGGCAACGCAGCCUGGCAGGGCCUGUGCUCCAAGUGCUGGAGGGAGGAGUACCAGCGGGUACGGCAGAAGCAGAUCCAGGACGACUGGGCACUGGCAGAAAAGCUGCAACGAGAGGAGGAGGCAGCGUAUGCCAGUAGUCACGGCGUGCAGACCCAGUCCACAGCCCCACAGCAGCCCGGGCAUGCCUCUCUGGGCCCCUUCUCCAAGUUUGAGGAGAAGAAAACCAAUGAAAAGACUCGGAAAGUGACAACUGUUAAGAAGUUCUUCAGCCCUUCAUCGCGAACUGCUUCCAAAAAAGAAACCCAAGAGGGCAAGACCAGUCCGUCCAUCAGCCGCCAUGCCAGCUUCGAUACGGACCAAGUGUCCAAAGACUUUGUGGACUUCCUGAAAAACCUCCAGAAGCCCGGCCGGGAGAUCCACAAGCAGUGCAGAGCCUUCCUUGUGAACAUGUCAAGCAAGAAGCAGGACCUGAGUGCUGAUGAGCAGUCGGAGUGCGUUCAGGAUUUCUACCAGAAUAUGGCUGACCGCUUGCUGACUCACUUUAAAGGCUCCUCCGAGUCCGUGGAGCAGGUGAUGGACCAAGUGGAAAAGUACAUCAUGACUCGUCUGUAUAAGAGCGUCUUCUGUCCAGAAACCACUGAUGAUGAGAAGAAAGACUUGGCCACACAGAACAGGAUAAGGGCUUUGCACUGGGUGACUAUCCAGAUGCUCUGUGUGUCCAUGGAUGAAGAAAUCCCUGAAGUCUCUGAGAAUGUGGUCAAAGCAAUAACAGAUAUCAUUGAGAUGGACUCAAAGAGGGUUCCUCGGGACAAACUAGCCUGCAUCACACGCUGCAGUAAACACAUCUUCAGUGCUAUCAGGAUCACCAAGAACGAGCCGGCAUCCGCGGACGACUUCCUCCCCGCGCUCAUUUACAUCGUGUUGAAGGCUAAUCCUCCGCGACUUCAGUCCAACAUCCAGUACAUCACCCGGUUCUGUAACCCCAGCAGGCUGAUGACCGGAGAGGAUGGAUACUACUUCACCAACUUGUGCUGUGCAGCUGCCUUCAUCGAGAAGUUGGACGCUCAGUCUCUCAAUCUUUCCCCGGAGGAGUUUGAGCGUUACAUGUCAGGCCAAGCUUCGCCAAGAUUCAGCAGCGCAGAGGGCGAGUGGCCCCACACCGGUCCAGGACUUGGCACGGCUGCCACCAACCCUGUCCUGGCCCAGCUCAACCACAAUCUGGAGCAGCUUUCAAUUCUCAGCAGCCGGCAGGAGAAGGUGAUGGAGGCCGCUCAGACCCUCCAGGCUGACAUGCUCUCCUGGACCAACAGUGUUCAGCGGGAGGUGAACGACAUCCUGGAGAAAUAUCCGCUGACCUGCACGGUUUCUGCCAUCGAUGCCAACAACAUGGACAACGACAACCUGCCACCACCGCUGACACCCCAGGUGUUCGCAGGGUAGUUACGAUAGAGGGAGAAAAAGCACUUCACAUGCUGCAAGGGUACUUUAUUUAGAAAUAAAUGGGAGAGUCGUAGUAGCUCCUACACCUUUAAGGUCCAGUUAUACAACAUUUAAAAUUUCACUGUGAAGUCAUUUCAAGAGAAAAAGAGAGAAGGGCGAGCUGCAGGGAGAUGCUGUUUUUAUUUGAUGAUGAUGAUGAUGAUGAUGAUGAUGAUGAUUAUUGCCUUUUGGGUUACAGUUUUGAAAAAAACCCACUCCACAUACAGUUGUUACUAAGAGAGACCUGAGCUAUCGUGUGUUUUUUCUGGGCAUUUUACAUGAAGGUUUAUGAGGACAGUCUCUAUUUACGUGCCACCCUCAAGUGGCCAUUUAAGGAAUGUGUGAACUUUUGGCACCUCUGUUUUAGAUUUUAGCUACAGAAGGUUUCUGUGGUUAUGCUGCACAAUUUACAAUUUAGAGAAAAAAAUAAGAAUUUUUCAGAAGAAAGUUCAAAAUUUCUGAGAAAAAUUUGGCAAAUCUAUGAGGGAAAAAAUGGGGAAAAAACUGGCAAAUGUACAACAAAAUAACACCAAAUUUACCAGAAAGAAAGAAAAUUUGCAUUUUUUUUUUUUUUUUUAGAAAUAAAUGGUCAAUUUACAAAGAAAUAGCAAAUUCAUGACAAAAAAAAACAAAUAAAUUUAUGAGAAGAUAACUGGGGAAUUUAUGAGGAAAGAAAUAGGCAAGUCUGAAAAGAUCAGAAAAAAACUGACGUUUGCAAGAAAAAACACAAAAUUUACCAGAAAAAAUAAAAGAUUUUUGAGAAGGUUUGUUUUCUGUCUGUUGAAUUUUUGUUGGUGUUGCUUCACAGAUUCUGGCACAGAACAGGAAGAGGAAGUGUGAACGUCUGAAGGCCUAAAGAUCAAUGUUUUAGUCUGAGGCCAGUUUGAUAUUUUUGUUGUAAUUAAUGUUUCAAAAUUGUACUGUAUUUCUUUUUUUUUUUUUUUUUAGAUUUACAGCAUUUCAACUGGUUUUUUGCACCACAUAUCAACCUCUAUAACAAAUCACUGCAAAGAUACACGUUAUGUGACAAAAAUACUAAGAAUAAUGUGUUUUAAAUAUUGAUUUUUGCCUUUUGUGUACUGUAUAUUGUUAACACAGUCCGGUGUCUGCCACUUUAAACUACUCCUGGUUCUUUUUCUGUGUUUAUUUAUUGACUGAGGGUCUUUUCAUUAUUGUCAAAUAUCAAUAACACUGGUUUUAUUUCAGUGACCAGCAAAAGCCUGUAAAAAUGUGUGAGUACUGUAAAGUCACCCGGCUGUAGAGAGCAGCUCCAUUUGCCAUGUGUGGUUUGUUUAAUCCUGAGUAGGAACCACUUGAUCUUAAAAAGGUUUUUGUUGUAUAUUUUUAUGUUUCUGUGCCACAGAACGCUAAUGUUGGCUAUCAUGUUAUCAAAAAAAGAAAUAACAGAGCACCAAAUGUGUAUGAAGCCACAGCUGAAAGUAGUCCUCUGCAGUUCCACCAUUCACUCCACGCUACAGCGCAUGGCUGUUAAUGGAGAUUUAAUAUGUUUGUGAUUUCAGUUUUUUUCUCUGAUUUAUGCCUUAAGAUGUAAUUGAAAUAUUGUGAGUGUGUACAAUAAAAAAAAAAAUACUGAAAUCUGUCAAACUGAUAUGAGGAAAAAAUGAAUAAAUCUGGAAUAAGUUAUGAAGCUAAUUUUAUCUGAUAUUUAACUACAAUUUUAACUGAAUUAACAGUUAAUACUGGUUGAAGAUUGGUGUGAUGGAUGAUGCUGAUUUUUUUUUGAAAAAUUAUAUAAUAAUGAGUGGUUUUUGAGAGAGAAAUAAAGAGAAGGAAAAAUAAA